AUGCUUCUCCUACGUAGAGGAAGAAACAAACCAGAUGGCAAUGGGGUGGACGCAAUAGGAUUCAAAAGAUUAUGGUCCACUGCUACAGCUUCUGUCAAGAUGGCAUCUUAUUUACUUGACAUGGUACGAGCGACUGGGACUGCUGUCACACGGUUUGAAGACACUCGUUCUCGAAGAUCUAGUCAAUCCUUGUCUUGUUUAGACCCGUUUCUACUGAAUCGACCGUUACCCCGGUCCAACAACUCGCUUGCUUGGGGCUCCUUCAAGCAUUUCAACCAAUUUUAUUUUCAGUGGGGUAUGAUGCAAUCGAUCAGAGAAUCGACAGUCCUCGGACACCUAGAAGGACAACAUUCUAAUACUGUGGCUGAAGCUGGAGGAGACCAAGCUAUUGCAAUCAUGCGUCCGGCCAUAUCCAGGUUCGAAUACCAUAUCUACAAAUCUAUGUCAGAACUCAGUGAGCUCUUUGACAUCAUUGUGGAAUUUCCCGAUUCAUUGCCAGCCUUGGAGGAUUUGCGUCUUUGUCUCAGCAAAACCGAUCAACGUUCUUUACUUGUCCGAACCCUACAAAAAUCGAACCGAACACGAUUGUUACACCCUGGUGCAGAUACUCAGGAUAUAAUCACACAAUAUAUCUCUUUGAUGAAAGCUAUGCGCGUCUUGGAUCCACCUGGAGUCCUACUCAGCUGUGUGGGUCAUCCAGUCAGGACCUAUCUUAGGAGUCGUGAGGAUACAAUACGCUGCAUUGUGACUUCACUUGUUGAGCCUGGUCAUACUUUAGGAGACGAAUUGGAUCGCUCUCCUUGUAAGGAUAGACCAAUCUCAGGUCCAGAUGGACCCAGUUUUUCAAUUAAAGAAGAAGUGGAUUAUACUUCGCCGAACUGGACACCUGACCCCGUAGAUGCACCUAUUGGAUAUAAGAACGGAUUAAAAGAAGACGCGAUUGAAAGUUUGGUAAGCAUAUAUGAAACUCGAGAUGGGUUUGUGAAGGAACUUCAAUUGCUGCUGUCGAGUCGGCUAUUGAAUGUGAAAGGCUUUGUUGUAUCAAUGGAGCUGGCCAGGGUUGAGAUCUUAAAAUCAAAGUUUGGAGAAGUGAGCCUACAGCCUUGCGAUAUCAUGCUGAAAGAUUUGGCGGACUCGAAACGACUACCGAUGCAUGUCAUUAUCAUCUCUCAUCUUUUUUGGCCAGAUUUGCUCGGUACUCCAUUUCGAUUCGCACCACGAUUGUCCUUUGAACAGGCUUACGGACGACUCAAAGUUGACCGAAGGCUGCGAUGGAUCCCUCAAUUGGGAACAGUGGAAUUAGAGAUCGAAUUAGAAGAUCGGGUACUUUCGGUCGAAGUGACCACACUCCAAGCAUCUGUGAUUGAAUUAUUCGAAGAAAAAGGUUUGUUAUUUAUCCUGUCUGUUGCUGAAUCAAGCAUAUAUGAAACCUGGACGAUUGGAGGUUUGGCAGAAAGGUUGAAUCUUCCCAAUGAUUUAUCCUUGGUCAGGAAAGGAUUAUACUUUUGGUCUAAUCAUGAGGUUUUGAAAGAAAUUGAAUCAGGUAUAUGGAGGCUUUUUGAAAAUGUGGAAAGCUUUAAUGCCUCGGCUGCUGGUACUAGUCGACAUGCUUUCUUGCGCUCGGGUCUAUGCGUGUACAGUGAUCGAGGAGCCUUCAAAGCCGGCGGAUAA
This is a messenger RNA of Melampsora larici-populina 98AG31, 1671 nucleotides long. RefSeq lists its product as uncharacterized. The record is from RefSeq and is a predicted model, not a curated record. Lineage: Eukaryota; Fungi; Basidiomycota; Pucciniomycetes; Pucciniales; Melampsoraceae. Bases 1 to 1671 code for a protein of 556 amino acids. Gene Ontology annotation, cellular component: anaphase-promoting complex. The transcript is spliced from 12 exons.